UUUAUUGCAUUUUUUUUCUGGAACUCCAUUGAUUGAAAUAGAUGCAAGAGUCAUGUUUUUUUCUGCUGAUAGAAGGAAGUGACACUACGAGGAGGUAAAACGAUCUACGCAAACUAAUCAAAUAUGAGGCAACGCUUGGCAUUAACAUUAAUCAAGACAACUAUUUUGAGAACCUCUUCAAGCGCACAACUGCCAGUUUUCGCGCCAAAGUUGGAAAGGAAAAUCUACGUUGCGAACGAGUUGUAAAGGAAAACUAUACACGUAAUCAUGAUCAACAUGUGCUGCGCCCACUAAACCAAUUAGGCCAGCACCAACAAGCUGAUUCCAGAGCAGCAAUAACGAAAAAAGGGCCACAAACUCAAACUGCUCACAGUUAUUCUAAUACGCGCUCUGGAGCCACCACAGAGGAUGGUGGCAUGUUGCGAAGCAGCAACAAAAAUCAUCAAUCCCAACAAUAUAAACCACCGCACUAUGGGCCAUCUAGAAAUUCGCGCAAUUUGGAGAAUUUAUGCCGUGAGCAAGCUUGGCAAUCAGAUAAUCGCAUACCUUUUGGUGAGUGCCCAGAAUCACGUGGACCACAACACAAAGCAGCAGAACGUGGUAGGACAAGCGUAUCGCAAGCAAGAGCUUUAGUUAGAGAGCGUAGUCUGAAAAGAGUUCAGCCGGAAACAGGCUCAAAUGAGGUCAGAACAGGAAGAAGCAAGGCAGCCAUCGGCGCAACGGCAAGAGAUGGUGGCAAUUCGCAACGUGCACAAGCCGCGGUGGCAAGAGACGCAAGUCAUGGACGCGCACGCACUAGUCAUCCAAAUCACGAACGCGGUGCAACAGCACGAAGCCCGAGUGCUGGCAGCUCUGCUGCAGAUCGAUCUGUGGGAGUUAUAAUACCACGACAUUGCACCACUACACGCCGCCGCCGUCCGCUGAGCACAGAUCCGGUCGCCUUAUAUCACUACUACCAGAGCGAAUGGAAUCAUUUCCGCGAACAAAUUCCCGGCGAGAGUUCGCAUGCGGAUUUACGUUGGCUAAUACGUGCGCGCCUAAUGGAUCCCAACUAAUGCACUAUGACGAACUUAAGGGACAAGAGAUAUAUAAAUACAUACAUACAUAUUGUUUGUUUGAAAAUUCCAACUUAAGUAACGAGCUAAACUUUAUGCUUUUUAGCUAUAAACUAGUUUUUUAUAGAUUAUUAUUUUUUAAACAGAUUGACUUGAUUGAAUAAAAACUGAAUAUUUGUAACUUUUAAUUUCGCCCGUUAACUAUGGUGUAAUUGCCGUUUUCCUGGCCUAAAAUAUUUUUUUUUAAAUGUUUUAACAUCAGUUUUUUUCUUGCUACUAUAUUUAGAUAAUACAGUAAAAUAUAGGAAAUGUAUCUUGGUUUUUUUAUAGAAAGCCAUAUUGUAGUCAGCAAACAUUCUGCCGGAUUUGCACUAGGCAUUAAAUGAGGGAGAAUUCAAUUAAGAGAGAGGAAACAAAAAGAUAUUUACAAUUUUGUUCCUGCAAAGGAACAGCACGCAAAUGAAGAAACUCAGACUUUUCAUGUUAUCAAUUGAAAUUAGUAUAAUUUGGUAAUAUGUAUUUUUUUCUAAAUUGGCAACGUAUAAGAGAAAAUCUCACGAGUGCCACUUCUUUCUCUCGCCUGAAUAAAAAAAAACGCUAAAGCAUUGAUACAUAUGUAUAUUUCAAUCAAUGGAGUUCCAGAAACAAUUGCAAU
This is a messenger RNA of Rhagoletis pomonella (apple maggot), 1710 nucleotides long. RefSeq lists its product as uncharacterized. The coding region runs from base 417 to 1055 and encodes 212 amino acids. The transcript has 3 exons. The record is from RefSeq and is a predicted model, not a curated record. Gene Ontology annotation, biological process: cilium assembly. Gene Ontology annotation, cellular component: centriole; non-motile cilium. Lineage: Eukaryota; Metazoa; Arthropoda; Insecta; Diptera; Tephritidae.